UUUGUCAAAGCAGUUGCCACAAUUUAAACGGAGGUUUUUAUAAACAAAUAAUACAAAUAAAUGAUAUUUCGAAAUAUUAUUUGCUAAAAACUAAACGAAAUUUUAGUUUAAGACAUCUUUCAAAUUUUAUUAAAAAGCCCUUUGGACCAUUCAUUGAAACAUGGAUAACAAAUUAACACAGCUUUCAGUGGCCCUAUCAAAGAAAACUGACAACAUUCAUUUUUUAAAACCCAUCUUCAACCAAAGCCAUUUUAACGCUUAUGGACCUUUGGACUCAAAAUAUGAAGCUAUUGGCGACAGAGUCUUUCAAUCGAGCGCCUUGAAGAUAUUUGCUGCGGUGUUAUUGUACAUCUGGCGACAGAGAGGAAAGGAAUUAAAUGAAUUGAAGGAAUCUGUAAUCAUCCUCCGAGAAAAGUUAUGCCAAAGUAAAUAUCAACUCGAAUAUUGCCACUCUCAAUUACGAGCCGAAGAGAACAAAAAUCAUGAACUCAAAUGUCAGCUGAACAACAUCCUUAAUAUGUUGCACGAAACUCAAAUGUCCUGCAAAGGAUUGUCAGACACGAUAUUCAGCUUGAAGACUGAUAAGAGGCUAUUGGAACAGGAGCUUAAAAUGAAAUACGAGGACUAUAACGCCCUGCAUACGAUAUUAAUUGAUACCAGAAAAGAUUUACUUCAGAGCAUUCUGGAACAGCACAGCCACCUUUUAGCGAUCUCUCAAAAACAGCGAUCCUUUGAAAUAUUGGAAAACCAUGCCAACCAACUCCGACAACAAAUGGCCGAUUUGUCUCGCAAACAUGCUGAAACAAAACUUCAAUUAACGGAUAUGAUCCACAUGGCGAAUACAAGUGGCGCCGAAUCUAAACGAAAACAUCUUGGUAAUUCGCAAGUAUGUCAAACAACGGAUAGCAUUUACGAUCGCAGAACAUUUUGGCAGAAACAUAUUAACAUCGGCAGAUCAUGGCAGAAACAUCUAUCAGCACUUUGGACUCAAUGGGGGAAAUUCCAAUAUGUUGCCGUUCAAUAUGCCCACAUAUUUGCUUUCUAUUUACUACCAGCCAUUCCCCCUCCACCUGGCAAAUGUCUGGGAAUAUAACAUAAUUCAAGAAAUAACUGCAUGCAAAUAGUUUAAGAAAAUCAGGCCUGUUUACACAUCAUGAUAGAGUUAUCUGUAAAAUGGGAUUUUUUCACAUUUAUUUUUAGCAUUUUUAUAGCAUGCUUUAAGGUGUAUCCCAUACUUUUUAAACCAAUAACGUUUCGUAAUAUUAUACAAUUAAUAUAUUUAUAGUAAACACAAAAUAUUUUAGACCAAAGGAAACGCUUUAUAAAUUAAUAUCUUUAAAGUUUAAAUAUUAUGUUUAAAAGUUGAUGGAAACGCGUAAAAGUAUACUGUAAAGAUGCUAUAUAAAAUGUGAAAAUGUCACUUUAAGUCUAACUCGAACAUAAUGUGUAAACUAGCCUGUAACAUUACGAAAUUAUCAGAAAACGGAGAAUAAAAUAAAUUAAUCUUUUUACUA
Musca domestica (house fly) is the source of this 1514-nucleotide messenger RNA. RefSeq lists its product as uncharacterized. The transcript is spliced from 4 exons. The coding region runs from base 161 to 1093 and encodes 310 amino acids. The record is from RefSeq and is a predicted model, not a curated record. Lineage: Eukaryota; Metazoa; Arthropoda; Insecta; Diptera; Muscidae.